AUGGAGCAGCAGCAGCAAGAGCACAUCGACUCCCUCCUAGAGCGCUACCUCUCCCUCCUGGACGAAUACACCCGUCUGCGACAAGACCUGUCCAAGCUCCAGUCGGGCGUAUACCAAAACAUUGCCCGGGCAAACUUCGCCGGCGAGCGGGGCAUGAGAUAUGGCCAGGACUAUUACGACGAGCGGAUGCGCGCGACAAGGGUGCUGCGCAUUGACGAGGCUGGGGGAGACGAGGCCGUGCCUAGGUUCAUGAUUAAGCAUUUGAUGGCUUCUUCUUCUGGUGCUGCUGCUGCUGAUGAUGAGGAGGAGGGGGCAAAGGAGGAUGAGAAGUCUGAGAGCAAGCCUGAAGGAGGAGACGCAGAGGGCACCACUGCUCAAUCAAACUCCGGAACCACUCCUGAGACCAACCAGACAGCUGAGGACCAGAACCAGAAUGGAGAAGAGCAGGAAAAGGAAAAGCCAAAGAUGAAAAAGACGAGCAGCGACCCUCUGCGCUGGUACGGCCUGCUGGCGCCUCUACCCCUUCGAACCGCCCAGACGCUCUCCAUCCAAGCCGUGGAGCAGGUCAUCCCGCGCCUCGUCUCAGUGAAUGCCGAGAUGGAGCACGUCGAAAUUGAGAUUCGGAGGGCGCGGAAGAAGAGGGCAAAGGCGGCUGCGGUGGCGGACAAGGAGGCUUUGGGAAUGGAGGCUGUUGAGGCGAGGUGA
This is a messenger RNA of Trichoderma reesei QM6a, 705 nucleotides long. RefSeq lists its product as uncharacterized. Gene Ontology annotation, biological process: vacuolar proton-transporting V-type ATPase complex assembly. The transcript has a single exon. The record is from RefSeq and is a predicted model, not a curated record. NCBI's taxonomy places the organism in Eukaryota, Fungi, Ascomycota, Sordariomycetes, Hypocreales, Hypocreaceae. Gene Ontology annotation, cellular component: Vma12-Vma22 assembly complex; extrinsic component of endoplasmic reticulum membrane. Bases 1 to 705 code for a protein of 234 amino acids.